Molecule: messenger RNA, 888 nt
Organism: Acanthosepion pharaonis
Lineage: Eukaryota; Metazoa; Mollusca; Cephalopoda; Sepiida; Sepiidae
Source: the annotation of a GenBank genome assembly
AUGUUAUUUUUUCCCAUCUUUACUUUUCUUUUUUUUCAUCUUCUUUUCUUUUUUCAUCUUUUCUGUUUUUCCCCCAUCUUUACUUCUUUUCUGUUUUUUUUUUCAAUCUUUACUUCUUUUGUUUUUUUUUCAAUCUUUACUUCUUUUCUGUUUUUUUUAAUCUUUACUUCUUUUCUGUUUUUUUUAAUCUUUACUUCUUUUCUGUUUUUUUUUAAUCUUUACUUCUUUUCUGUUUUUUUUUUCAAAACUUUACUUCUUUUCUGUUUUUUUUUUCAAUCUUUACUUCUUUUCUGUUUUUUUCCAUCUUUUUCUUUUCUGUUUUUUUUUUCAAUCUUUCUUUUUUCUGUUUUUUUUUUCAAUCUUUUUCUUUUCUGUUGUUUUUUUUCAAUCUUUUACUUUCUUUUCUGUUUUUUAAUCUUCACUUCUUUUCUGUUUUUUUUUUUUACUUGUUUUUCUGUUUUUUAUCUUUACUUCUUUUCUAUUUUUUCCACCUUUACUUCUUUUCUGUUUUUCCAUCUUUACCUCUUUUCUGUUUUUCCAUCUUUACUUCUUUUCUGUUUUUUCAUCUUUACUUCUUUUCUGUUUUUUCAUCUUUACUUCUUUUCUGUUUUUUCAUCUUUACUUCUUUUCUGUUUUUUCAUCUUUACUUCUUUUCUGUUUUUUCAUCUUUACUUCUUUUCUGUUUUUUCAUCUUUACUUCUUUUCUGUUUUUUCAUCUUUACUUCUUUUCUGUUUUUUUUUCAAUCUUUACUUCUUUUCUGUUUUUUUUUUCAAUCUUUACUUCUUUUCUGUUUUUUUUUUCAAUCUUUACUUCUUUUCUGUUUUUUUUUUCAAUCUUUACUUCUUUUCUGUUUUUUUAAUCUUCACUUCUUUUCUGUUUUUUUUUAA